Molecule: messenger RNA, 5110 nt
Organism: Procambarus clarkii (red swamp crayfish)
Lineage: Eukaryota; Metazoa; Arthropoda; Malacostraca; Decapoda; Cambaridae
Source: RefSeq, a predicted model, not a curated record
GUGAACCUCUGGAUAUAUCAGUGAACCUCUGGAUAUAAGAGUGAACGUCUGGAUAUAACAGUGAACCUCUGGAUAUCAACGUGUACGCUUGGGGUCCACAUUUUCCAUCUAAGUAGGAUAGUUUGAACCGUGUUGGAGACGUCAUGAUUCAAUAGUUGCUCGCAGAUAUACAAACUGGGCACCAGAAUAGUGGCGUGGAUUCUGUAUACUGAAGAGCACGUCUAGAUAGUUAAGUGCGUAUUACGCUUAGUGAUAGCUAGCGAAUUAAGCUGCCGGAGAGAGAGAGAAUUUGUCUCAGGUAUAACGAACUGUAUAACUAAGAAGACUCGGGAUUGCCGACGGGAAGCACGGACAGUGAUGUGAAGCAACACAGAACAGACAAGUAUUCGCCAAGAAAUGGGAAAAUAUCGUGGGUAUUGUCAACUAAACUAUUGAUUAAUACAGUUGGCAAAGGUAGCGAUCGCAGCUGUAGUGAAGUUGACAGAGAUAGUGAAGGUGAAAAAGAUAGUGAAGGUGACAGAGAUAUUGAAGGUGACCAAGAGAUUGAAGGUGACAGAGAUAGUUAACACGAGGAAAACGACAGUGAAAUAGUCUACAAAAUGAUUAUCUCUGUGAUACUUGUUUCUCUUCUUCUGAAGCUCAUCACAGCAAAUGAAGAUGACCCAUGUUGACAUCCACCAUGACCUAUCAGAUGAUCCAUAUUACCUCCAGAGAACUGUGGGCCGUCCAUCCGAGGUCAGUACCUACACUACGACGUGAGCUCUGACCCAGACUUCCAGCUGUGGCUUAAGAUGACACGAAAGAACACUUGGGUAUAUAUGAGAGUCGAGACAGUGGCCAGCCAUAGACCUCAGGUGUUGUCUCGUAACACUUUGUAUGUCCUGUCUAACACAGAGGAAUAUAGGCGCUUUCCAAAUGCUAACUACAGGAAUCUCCAUAAAAUAAAUAGGAUAAACAGAUUCUACAGCCUGAGCAUGUGGAGCAACGCCUCGAUGGAAUGGAUCUUCUGCAAGACUUCUAACAGUUCCCGUGCACCCAGCCUUCCGGCCUGCAACACUACAGAUGCACCCAGCCUUCCGGCCUGCAACACGGAAGCGGUGACAGUGUUGGUGGUGCUCGUGGUGGUGGUGCUGGUGUUGUUGGCAGCGGCCAUCGCUUACAUACACCACCUCAGGAAGACUCUCACUCAAUUCGUGGUGUCCCAGUUUAAGUACAACAAAUACAGCAAUGAAGACAGCAGUCAACCAGAGCCGUGGUCACCUCACACAAGACCGUCCAUCCAGGAUAACAUCUACGAGGAGUGGCAGGAGCGCCCACCUGCCGCCGGAGCCUCCCACAACAGCAGCACAAACAGCAUCUACGGUCAGGUGGUGAACCUCCCGGGGAAACACCAGCUGCCCUCCGACGGGAAUCCAAACUAUUAGUUACUCCACUAUGUCAGGCACAGCAACAGCGAGCACUAAGAACAGUCUAGCCUGUGAUAGUGUUACGGCAAGAACAGUCUAGCCUGUGAUAGUGUUACGGCAAGAACAGUCUAGCCUGUGAUAGUGUUACGGCAAGAACAGUCUAGCCUGUGAUAGUGUUACGGCAAGAACAGUCUAGCCUGUGAUAGUGUUACGGCAAGAACAGUCUAGCCUGUGAUAGUGUUACAGCGAGAACAGUCUAGCCUGUGAUAGUAUUACGGCAAGAACAGUCUAGCCUGUGAUAGUGUUACGGCAAGAACAGUUUAGCCUGUGAUAGUGUUACAGCGAGAACAGUCUAGCCUGUGAUAGUAUUACGGCAAGAACAGUCUAGCCUGUGAUAGUGUUACGGCAAGAACAGUCUAGCCUGUGAUAGUGUUACGGCAAGAAUAGUCUAGCUUGUGAUAGUGUUAAGGCAAGAACAGUCUAGCCUGUGAUAUUAUUACAGCAAGAAUAGUCUAGCCUGUGAUAGUGUUACGGCAAGAACAGUCUAGCCUGUGAUAGUGUUACGGCAAGAACAGUCUAGCCUGUGAUAGUGUUACGGCAAGAACAGUCUAGCCUGUGAUAGUGUUACGGCAAGAACAGUCUAGCCUGUGAUAGUGUUACGGCAAGAACAGUCUAGCCUGGCAUAAUAACACAGUAAGAACAGUCUAGCCUGGCAUAAUAACACAGUAAGAACAGUCUAGCCUGGCCUAGUAACACAGUAAGAACAGUCUAGCCUGGCCUAGUAACAAAGCAAGAACAGUUUAGCCUUACUUAAUAACACAGCAAGAACUGUCUAACAUGUCACAGUUAUACAACAAGAACAGUCUGGCCUGGUACAGUAAUAUAGCAACAAACUUUCUGGCCUGCUAUAGUUACAGAAGAAUAACAGUGUAGCCUAGUAUAGUAACAUAGCAAGAACAGUGUAGCAUGGCAUAGGGACAUAGCAAGAACAGUGUAGCCUGCCAUAGAUAAAUAGCAAGAACAGUGUAGCAUGGCAAAGGAACAAAACAAGAACAGUGUAGCCUGGCAUAGUUACAUAGCAAGAACAGUGUAGCCUGGCAUAGGAACAUAGCAAGAACAGUGUAGCCUGGCAUAGGAACAUAGCAAGAACAGUGUAGCAUGGCAUAGGAACAUAGCAAGAACAGUGUAGACUGGCAUAGGAACAUAGCAAGAACAGUGUAACCUGGCAUAGGAACAUAGCAAGAACAGUUUAGCCUGGCAUAGGAACAUAGCAAGAACAGUGUAGCCUGGCAUAGGAACAUAGCAAGAACAGUGUAGCCUGGCAUAGGAACAUAGCAAGAACAGUUUAGCCUGGCAUAGGAACAUAGCAAGAACAGUGUAGCCUGGCAUAGGAACAUAGCAAGAACAGUGUAGCCUGGCAUAGUUACAUAGCAAGAACAGUGUAGCCUAGCAUAGUUACAUAGCAAGAACAAUGUAGCCUAGCAUAGUUACAUAGCAAGAACAGUGUAGCCUGGCAUAGUUACAUAGCAAGAACAGUGUAGCCUGGCAUAGGAACAUAGCAAGAACAGUGUAGCCUGGCAUAGGAACAUAGCAAGAAUAGUGUAGCCUGGCAUAGGAACAUAGCAAGAACAGUGUAGCAUGGCAUAGGAACAUAGCAAGAACAGUGUAGCCUGGCAUAGGAACAUAGCAAGAACAGUGUAGCCUGGCAUAGGAACAUAGCAAGAACAGUGUAGCAUGGCAUAGGAACAUAGCAAGAACAGUGUAGCAUGGCAUAGGAACAUAGCAAGAACAGUGUAGCCUGGCAUAGGAACAUAGCAAGAACAGUGUAGCCUGGCAUAGGAACAUAGCAAGAAUUGUUCAUCAGAAUGGUUAUUUCAUUGUUCAGAAAUAACAUUCAGUUGAAUGUGUCCUGUAAUUAAUUUGAAUAUAUAAAUGUUCAUUGCUUUGUUAGCAUUUCUGUUAUAUGCAUUAUAUUUUGAAAUUUUUAUAUAAAGUUAAAAUGAACAUUUGAGUUUUGUGAUAAAAUUGUAUAAUUAGUUUGAUUUUGGUCUUAGCUGCCGGAGUCUCGAGGUCUGGGCACAAAGAGCGUGCCCAGUCCUCGAGGUCAUGGGCGUACCCAGUCCUCGAGGUCAUGGGGGUACCCAGUCCUCGAGGUCAAGGGCGUGCCCAGUCCUCGAGGUCAAGGGCGUACCCAUUCCUCGAGGUCAUGGGCGUACCCAGUUCUCGAGGUCAUGGGGGUACCCAGUCCUCGAGGUCAAGGGCGUGCCCAGUCUUCGAGGUCAAGGGCGUACCUAGUCCUCGACGUCAAGGGCGUACCUAGUCCUCGAGGUCAAGGGCGUGCCCAGUCCUCGAGGUCAAGGGCGUGCCCAGUCCUCGAGGUCAAGGGCGUGCCCAGUCCUCGAGGUCAAGGGCGUGCCCAGUCCUCGAGGUCAAGGGCGUGCCCAGUCCUCGAGGUCAAGGGCGUGCCCAGUCCUUGAGGUCAAGGGCGUACCCAGUCCUCGAGGUCAAGGGCGUGCCCAGUCCUCGAGGUCAAGGGCGUGCCCAGUCCUCGAGGUCAAGGGCGUGCCCAGUCCUCGAGGUCAAGGGCGUACCCAGUCCUCGAGGUCAUGGGCGUACCCAGUCCUUGAGUUCAAGGGCGUGCCCAGUCCUCGAGGUCAAGGGCGUGCCCAGUCCUUGAGGUCAAGGGCGUGCCCAGUCCUUGAGGUCAAGGGCGUGCCCAGUCCUCGAGGUCAAGGGCGUGCCCAGUCCUCGAGGUCAAGGGCGUGCCCAGUCCUCGAGGUCAAGGGCGUGCCCAGUCCUCGAGGUCAAGGGCGUGCCCAGUCCUCGAGGUCAAGGGCGUACAUAGCCCACGAGCACUGGGUAAGAAUUGCAGGCAAGAAAGUGUUUUGACACGAUUCAAAGAUGAAAACCAAUGAACUCAAGUGACUGUCAAAAGUUUAGUAUAAAAAAUUAUAGGAGGGACUUGUGCAUCAGUCUAGCAAACACCCUAAAGAUGUACUCAGUCAAAAACUUUAUUUUAAAUGAUUGUACUGUACAUAUAUAAUUGGGAAAGUAUUUACAUAGAAAGUAAUGUACAUUAGUUACAUAAGAGAGCCACAAUACCUGCAGACCACGGAGACAGAAUCUUGGAUAAUCAGAAAGUCAGAAUCAGAAACGUAAAAGGUUAACAUAAUGUACAAAUCAUAUCAACGCUGGCUUGACUAAACAGGAGUAUUGCAAUCCUAAUCACAAAUUAUAUUUCAGGCAUAAAGAGUUACAUAUAGCUAAGAAUGAAAAAAAAUUAUAUAUUGUAUAUACACAAUAUAAAUCACAAAAUUAUGGUGAUGAGACAAUCAUUCCUUGAUGCUGGAUAUAUCAGCUCACCGUCAGCAUUCUACAUCAAUAGAUUUAUGCUAUCCUGGCUCAGAAUAACUCCAAAUACACAGCUCACUUGACAUCAAUUUGACUUCAGUUGGACUCAAGAUAAUUCAUCUCUCCCUGUAAUCCAUCUCUCUGUGGCAUUAAUUACGUAAUCAUUCCAAAUGUCCGGCCGCGGGUCCUAUUGCUUUCCCUGCAGCGGAAAACUUCCCUGUCGACCCGAUACCCCAGUAAGAAUAUUACUCAUUCUUAACUUGUAUUUCCCAACAAUUAAGAUUAUAUUUCUGGAAAAGUAUGAGUAGUCUAUAAUGACUGAGCGUCUAAACAAAAUAAACACAACGAGUGAA